UAAGAAUAUACAAGUUAGUCCAGAACUAUGUCAAGAUACAUCAAACCCAUGUGAUGAGAGUCCAGAACCUAACAUCCAAGACCACUCACCUUCCACAAAAGAAGUGGUACAAGAAGAUGUACCACCGUCACAAGAUUCAGCUGCAGACCCGAGAGGACUUAAGAAAACUAGGGGUCCAACAAAAAUGAAAGAUAUUGCUGUGGAGCCUGGAAGUCGAAUUCAUGUUGAAUUUACUGAUAAAGGUGAACCAUGUGGUGAGGGCUCAGUUAGUUUGUCUUCUUAUUUAGGCCCACUUGUACGAGAACACGUACCUGUAACACUCCACGAUUGGAGGAAGCUUGGUGAUGAAAUAAAAGUAGUUUUGUGGAAAUCAAUUCAGUAUUAUGUUCCAUUACUCUAGCCUCACUCUGACAUACAAGUUAUUCAUACUAGCAUUUUAUAAUUUUGUUAUAUUGCUGCAUUACUUUGCUAAUGCUUUCUAAAAUAUUAGGUCGGUGAUCUCUAUUAUAAAUGACAAGUUUGGCUAUUUCAUACAAAAUUACCUCUAGCUUUCUUUGUUUCUUUUAUUAAAAUGUCUUCUAGCUAAUUGUAUAUAAUCUUCAGGCAAGAUUUGACUUGGAGGAGGAAUGGCAGAAGGCUGUCGUAUUUAAAUCGAUGGGAUGUAUAUGGAGGGCCUCAAAGUCAAGGUUAGUGAGCCAAAUACAGGAGGCCAAAAACAAAGGAGAAAGACUUCGACUGCAACCUAAGAACAUUCAAAGUAGAGCAGAGUGGAAAAGGUUCAUUCGUGCAAAAACUAGUCCAGCAUUUAAGGCUGUCAGUGAUAAGUAUAAGGCAAUUAGGCGCAAGCAAAUCCCACACACAUGUAGCCGAAAAGGAAUGGCUCGAUUGGCAGAAGAUAUGAAAAGGAAUAGUGCCGACCCUUCUUCUGUAUCUAGAGUAAAAGUUUGGAUCAGAUCACGUACCAGAAAGGAUGGUAAACCAGUAAACACUGAAGUUUCUGAAACUAUAGAGAGGGUGAAUGUAGUUGAAAGUGAUUUGCCAUCAUCCUCAACAACUAAUGUGAGAGAAGAUGCUCUGUCUAAAGUCUUAGGACACGAUAAACCUGGACGACUAAGAGGAAUGGGAAGAGGAAUGACCAUCAGCAAAUUGGCAUUCUUUCAGACUAAGGACAAGCAUGUGGCUAAGAUGCAAGAGCAACAAAUUAACAUGCAAGACAGGAUAAAUGAUUUGGAGAACUUGGUCAAUAAAUUAGUGAAAAAUAAGAUUCAACAAAGUGAGGAAGAGGAGAAAACAUCUCCAAUGAGCGUCAACACCAACUCAUUGAAUAAGUGCAAGCUACUAGAUUGGAGCGGAACAGAGGACAUUGUUGCUGAAGGUCGUUGGGUUUCAAGUGAUCCAGAAGAGUCUGUCAAUGAAAUUCCCUUGGGACCUAAUGCAAUGAAAGUCUUGGUUGAUGUCUCAAAUAAACCAGAUGCUUUUCUUUGGAGGCCUACAUCUAAUAUGUUUUGUUUUCAACAUGCUCAAGGUAAAACUAUAGCAUAGCCAGCUGACAGAGUUAUUUUUCAAAUGGAUCAGCAGUCUGAGGACCAAGACAAUUUAUCUAUGCCUUCGAGUUCGUAUAGCAACUCAAGGAACAAGUGCAAAUUAUUUGAUUGGACUGGAAAAGAUGAAAUAGUUGCAGAAGGACGUUGGCAUUCAAGUGAUCCAAAAGCGUUGGUAAAUGGUAUUCCUCUUGGACCUAAUGCCAUGAUAGUUUGGGUAGAUAUUCCAAAGAAUCAUGAAGCGUUUUUAUGGAGGCCUACAAUUGAUAUGACAUGCAUUGAAGAUGCCGUGAAUUCUGCUAUAGCAUGGCCUGCUAACAAAGUUGUUUUGGAAAAGAUAUCAGAAAGUCAAGAUGGUGAAAAUGCAUCCUCU
Rosa rugosa (rugosa rose) is the source of this 1914-nucleotide messenger RNA. RefSeq lists its product as uncharacterized. Bases 655 to 1542 code for a protein of 295 amino acids. Lineage: Eukaryota; Viridiplantae; Streptophyta; Magnoliopsida; Rosales; Rosaceae. The transcript is spliced from 7 exons. The record is from RefSeq and is a predicted model, not a curated record.